AUGUUCCAAUCUCACAAACCCUACUCGGCGGUGACCGUCCAAAUUGAAGUCCUCACCAGCGAAACAUACGAAGUCGAAGAUUCCUCCGGUAUUGUUGAACUAUUAGAGGUGGUCCGCAUCCAGGCGAGCGGACCAACGGAAGCGAGUCGCGCUUUGCGCAAGAAGCUAAAAUAUGGCAAUCUCCACCGACAACUCCGAGCCCUCGUCAUUCUCGACUUCCUGAUCCAAAACGCGGGAGACCGGUUCCUCCGUGAAUUUGCCGAUGAGCCUCUUCUCGAACGACUCCGUAUCGCAGGAACAGACUCCGUAUCCGACCCACUAGUCAAGCAGAAGUGCAAAGUACUUUUUGGACAAUGGGCCGUAACGUACAAAGAUACCGCGGGGAUGAGCGGGAUCACCGCGUUGUAUAAGCAGCUUCCGAAGAGGAAACAGCCCGCGACGCAGGCAAAGGCAAAGGUGCUCCGUGAAGGUGCGGAGCGAAAUCGGAACGACCCGCCGAUGGGCCACACGGUGUCCAUUUCAGCAGGUAAUGGGCCAUCUACACCACUCAGUGCUCCGAAGCCGAAGAGCAAGCCCAAGAAGGAUAAACGCGAUAAGAAGCUCUCUGUUAGUGCGGGACGGAGCUUCAAUUUGGAGCGAGAGCGUCCGGAGAUUGUACAGACACUAGCAUCGUCUUCAGUUGCAAGUACGAACUUGUUGAAUGCGUUAAAGCUCGUUAACCGUGAAACCACACGAGUGAGCGAGGAUGCAGAGUGCAUUAAUCGAUUCGAGAAAUGUAAAAAGCUUCGACAUCAGAUUUUGCGGUAUAUUCAGUACAUUGAAAGCGAGGAGUUUCUUGGUGGGUUGAUCCACGCCAAUGAAGAGCUCGUCACGGCUUUGAUGGCCUUUGAGGUGCUCGAUAAGAGUGUCGACUAUGAUAGUGACAGCGACGACGAUACAUUGUCUGGCAACUGGCGUUCCAAAUCCGAACUGGAAAAUGAAAUGAAUCAGGAUUUCAACGGAUUGAGUGUUAACCCGCCUAAGCCAUCCCGUCCAGCUGCUUCCUCAUCGGCGCAGGACCUUGAGAGCGAAAGCGAGGAAUCAGAAGAGGAUGACGAGGACAAUCCAUUUGGGGAUCGCAAUGCAAUCAAGACCCCCAGGGUUGAGAAAGCUGGUUAUACUUGGUAUGUUAUGUUUUGCGCGAAUAUCCGUCCACUGGGUCUCGUUGAACCAAUCACUAACUCUGUCACAGGAAAGAAGUAUAGGCGUAAACACUGA
Penicillium angulare is the source of this 1257-nucleotide messenger RNA. RefSeq names its product LSB5 family protein. Gene Ontology annotation, molecular function: ubiquitin binding; phosphatidylinositol binding. Bases 1 to 1257 code for a protein of 418 amino acids. Lineage: Eukaryota; Fungi; Ascomycota; Eurotiomycetes; Eurotiales; Aspergillaceae. Gene Ontology annotation, biological process: actin cortical patch localization; endocytosis; actin filament organization. The transcript has 3 exons. The record is from RefSeq and is a predicted model, not a curated record. Gene Ontology annotation, cellular component: actin cortical patch.